This is a messenger RNA of Prinia subflava (tawny-flanked prinia), 4611 nucleotides long. RefSeq lists its product as uncharacterized. The coding region runs from base 131 to 1024 and encodes 297 amino acids. The transcript is spliced from 2 exons. The record is from RefSeq and is a predicted model, not a curated record. NCBI's taxonomy places the organism in Eukaryota, Metazoa, Chordata, Aves, Passeriformes, Cisticolidae.
AGCUAAUUUAAGGAGCAGUUGGAUGGUGAAACCGGAAGAGGUGAUAAUGCCUGAAAGAAAACAUAUGGAACAAAUAACAGUUGGAUGCAACAAUCACAUAAACAAGUGGUGCUGUUGACUGAAUAGUUACAUGGUCCUGCCGGGAACGCGAACUCCACCGAUGGCCGCCCUCCUCACGGGACAAUCGGCCGCUCUCCUCAGGGACAGCGGGCCGCUCUCCUUACGGGACAAUCGGCCGCUCUCCUCACGGGACAAUCGGCCGCCCUCCUCACGGGACAAUCGGCCGCUCUCCUCACGGGACAAUCGGCCGCUCUCCUCACGGGACAAUCGGCCGCUCUCCUCACGGGACAAUCGGCUGCUCUCCUCAGGGGACAAUCGGCCGCUCUCCUCACGGGACAAUCGGCCGCUCUCCUCAGGGACAGCGGGCCGCUCUCCUCACGGGACAAUCGGCCGCUCUCCUCACGGGACAAUCGGCCGCUCUCCUCACGGGACAAUCGGCCGCCCUCCUCACGGGACAGCGGGCCGCUCUCCUCACGGGACAAUCGGCCGCUCUCCUCACGGGACAAUCGGCCGCUCUCCUCAGGGACAGCGGGCCGCUCUCCUCAGGGGACAAUCGGCCGCUCUCCUCACGGGACAAUCGGCCGCUCUCCUCAGGGACAGCGGGCCGCUCUCCUCAGGGGACAAUCGGCCGCUCUCCUCAGGGACAGCGGGCCGCUCUCCUCACGGGACAAUCGGCCGCUCUCCUCACGGGACAAUCGGCCGCUCUCCUCAGGGACAGCGGGCCGCUCUCCUCACGGGACAGCGGGCCGCUCUCCUCACGGGACAAUCGGCCGCUCUCCUCAGGGACAGCGGGCCGCUCUCCUCACGGGACAAUCGGCCGCUCUCCUCAGGGACAGCGGGCCGCUCUCCUCACGGGACAAUCGGCCGCUCUCCUCAGGGAGCACGGGCUGGCCCCAGGGCGCCUCUCCUCGGGCCGCAGUUCCUACCGGGAAAGAGUGAACUGCUCUCAGCCUUAGCUGAGUAAGGAUUUCAGUGGUGGUCACUUUCAAACGCACCUGCUGAUAACAAGUACGUUUUAGCUCCUCCCAUUAAGUGGGAUAGUUGCCUCAGAAAAAGAAACGUGCUACAAAGCUGCCAUGCACAAAGACAAGGGAAGAGAUCCUGUGAAAAUUAUUCCCUGCCCAGAAGGACUGAUUGAAUUCCCUUUGGAACAGAGAUAAGAUGUGCAUACUUGCAGGGAUAGAAGGAGGCUCUAGGUGUGGAAGGAGAGAACCUCUACAAUGAAUGUGUGAGCUGCCAGAGGCUAAAGCUCUCUCUCUGGCCAUGGCGGUGGCAGUAAAAGUACAUCAUGAACUAAGAGGGAUCAAAACGCAGGGACUGCCAAGUAGUAUAAAAUACAAAUAGGAUUUGAGGUUGUUCAUGUGUUUUGAAUGUUUGAGAUAGAUGGUAUUGUAGGGCUCGGUUGUUCGGGGUUUUUUAAGUUCUCAUUUCAGUUGCUUAAAAUUUUCUUGGAACGUUCAAGGUAAGUUGUCAGAGCAGAGCCAACACCUAGUAUGGAAGAAAUAAACAAUUACAAGUGACUGACAAGGUUUUAACGGAAUUGUUUGGUCUUGUUAAUACCACAUUCAAUUUAAAUCUCUCUUUUAAGUGUUAGUAGAUGAUUUUUAAAGUAUGAGUCCUCACGCCUUUCAUUUGGGUUUGUACGUGGCUAGGCAGUGCUGAGGGAAGCUGAUGACCUCCAUCAAGUGGGGGCUUUGCCCUCAUUUCUCCAUGCUUGUCUCCUAGUAAAAGUGAGUUUGCUAUCUGCUGUAGGUAUUCUUGACUGCAGAAAAUAUCACUGCAUAAAAUCCUUAAGGUUGGGAAAGACAUCCAAGAUCAAGCUCUACCUUUGACCUCACACCAGAAUGCUCUGGAAAGUCUAGAAACUUUUUUGUCAAAACUUGAUGAAAUGUGGUGUCACAGUGUUACCUAGGCUGAAGAAUCACUUCUGCUUUUAAUACACAGACCUUUGUAUGUUAUGUUCCUAAGGUACAUGUUGACUUAGACUGGUGCUUUUUUACCCUUAGUAUUUAAGGGAAUACCUUUUCCCCUCACUGAAUAUUGUCUCUUUCUUUCACCUUCACAAGCAGUGAUAUCCAGUAAACAUUACAGCCAACAGUUUUUACUGCUUUGGUAUCAAAGUCGCAUGCAAACAAGAAAGCCUGGUUGGUAUUCAUAGCUAUGUGGUAAAAGCAGCAGAGAAUCAGCUCAGGAAGGGUAACAGUCCAAGGUCUUGACCAACAGUGCUUGUGUAAGUGGUAUAGGAUCUUGUCAUGUUGGUAUUCUCCAUCUCCAAAUGAGCUGUACUUUGAUUUGGAAGAAAAUAUUAUUAACUGUUUAAAAGACAGACUUUAACUAGGCAUAUCCCAUAAAAUAGGUCUAAAUAUUAUUUGUAAAUAAUAAUCUAAUAAUCUUAAUAAACUAAUAAUAUUAAUGCUCUUUAAUAAAUUAGUUAAUAAGCAGAAAAACUGAAACAACAAAUGGGAGAAGCUUGAAUCCCAGGUGUUGGCUGAGCAGCUCAAACAUUGUGACUUUUUUUAAUAGUAUAUGUGAAGACAUGGAACAAAGUUUUUGUUUUGAAGGAGUAAUGCUUAGCUAUAAAUUAGUAAGAAAAAGCUGUGUAAGUAAAUGUCAGGUAUUAAACUGAGUAUGUACCUCUAUUUUAAGAUGUUAGCAUUUUCUAAAAGACUAUUAGUGGGUUAACUCUGAAAUGAAAAUUUCUUCUCUGGUGCUUUGCUUUGCUCAAAGUCAGUUAACAGUAGGACUGAAAUUGUGAGGACAUUUUCAUUUUUUUGCUCUUUAUGCUGCAUUGACACCACUUGUAUCUGUAACUGAAGUCAAGACGAAGUAAAGUAGGUGGACUUUACAGAAGAUAAAUCAGUGUGACUGAAACACAUCGUACCAAUUAGAUCUAAAUCCUGUUUCUACCAGAAGGCCUCCAGUACCAUCUUCUGCAUUGGUGCUCUUCCUUAGUUUUUCAGAGAACUGUUUAAUAGGCAAGUGUCUCUUGAACAGUAACUUGAACUGCAAAGCUGGAAUUAAAGAAGGUAAUAAUAGUGUAAAGGAAAAGCCUGUAGAACUGCAUUUAUGUUUUGCUCUUUUAUUUUUCUACAUUACUUAAACCAAUGUUUAAUAGCACUGUAUCCUAUUUUUUACAACAAAAUAUUUUCAUGUUCAUUUCCUGCAUCUAACUGAAAGCUUCAUACAACAGUCACUUAAUGUCAGCACCUAAAUCUUCAUAAUAUUGUCUUUCUGUAGUGCAGUUUUGUUUUGUUUCAGACCAUGGUUAGAGAUCUUGCCCUGUAUUCAAUGUUGUCUUAUUUUUCUUGUCAGUGCAAAAUGUGUUCAAGAGAGGGUAAACACUUACAGUGCAUUGGUAGCAAGGGUAUGGCUCUUACAUGAAACCAAGAGCUAACCUCGCUGUUCAUCCAUUAAUUAAAUAAUACAAAAGUUUUAUUUUUCUCAUUCUUGGUUUUUGUUUCCACAUGAUAAUAUAUGCUUAAUGGAAUUGUCUGACUCAGAUGUAUUAAAAAAAAACAAACCCCAAAAUGACAUUUUCAUUUAGUGGUAGAUGUGUAUUUGUUUCUUUAAGCUUGUUUAUCCAUAGAUAAACUGAUCUACCUUACCAUUUGGAUAUAUAUAUUAUAGACCUUUAAAAAUAUGGACAAUUCUAACAGAUUUGUUAGGGUAAAAAAUCCAGAUAUCCAUUAAGUUUCUUCAAGAAAGGGAAAAAUUGAAGUAAUAAAAAUUCCCACCAAUGUAAUUUAAUGUAAGUAAAUUCUUGAGCAUUUUAUUUUUAUACAAAGAUAUAUUUUAAUCAUAGAUGUCAUUCUAUUCCUCAGUUGAAUAUUAUGACUGAGGAAAAAUAUUAUGACUGAGGACAAAACUGUAUUGAAUGAUCAGAACAUCACUUCUCAAUUUUCUUUAUAAAAACCCCCACUCAAACACUAAAAAACCCCACCCCAAAACCCAGUCAGAAAAAAACCCAAAACCAAAACCAAACAAACAAAAAACCCCCACCCUCAAAAAAAAUUUUAAAAUAACCCAACAAACCCAAACCAAACAAAAAACCCCACUCCCCAAACUCCAGAAAUCUCUAUCCUCAGCUGGUGCAAAGCACCACAGCAUCUUUGGAGUCACACAGACACAGCUGGCUGCUGAGGAUCCAGGCCUGGAGAUGCAGUGCAGCAGUCUGACACAGGACAGGCGUGGCCACAGGAGUCCCCAGUGCUCCAGCAGAGCAGGUUCAGACAAGUGCGUUUCAGCCCACCCAGCAUAUUUCAAAUGCUGUGCUGGUUAUGUGGAUUAAACUUUUGAUGACACUUUUCAUAACAAGAACAGCAGAAACAACAGGAAUUUUGAAAAUAAAGAUACAGUAUUUAAAUAGAUGAUAAAAAUCUUUACACUACUAGGUAGACAUGUUAAAUAAAAACUGUCUGUAGGUUUAUAAUAAAUUAAAAAUAACCUUUGGGUUUGAGUCUGAAGUACUUAGAGAGAAGUGAUAGUUCAGCAUUUGGAUCUGUAGAGCUACUGGAGUGCAUUUUGAAGUAUUGUAGUGAUAUGAAACUAAAC